Aquila chrysaetos chrysaetos is the source of this 1664-nucleotide messenger RNA. RefSeq names its product basic proline-rich protein-like. Gene Ontology annotation, cellular component: transcription regulator complex; histone deacetylase complex. The record is from RefSeq and is a predicted model, not a curated record. Bases 39 to 1577 code for a protein of 512 amino acids. The transcript has 11 exons. Gene Ontology annotation, biological process: regulation of transcription by RNA polymerase II; negative regulation of DNA-templated transcription. Gene Ontology annotation, molecular function: transcription corepressor activity. Lineage: Eukaryota; Metazoa; Chordata; Aves; Accipitriformes; Accipitridae.
CCACCCUUCUCACCCAUCUCCCCCCCCCCCCCAGCACCAUGGAGCCGCAGCUGGGCCCCUAUGCCCCCCUGUACCCCCCCGCCAGCCCCUUCCCCACGGUGGGGCAGCCCCACUGGGAGCCCCGGCCCCCCGAGGCCCCCCCCGGGCCCUGGGGCCCCCCCCGGGGUGAGGGACCCCCCGGCCGCCUGGACCCCUUCUCCCAGGCCUUUGCCGGCCGUCUGCCGGGCAAGGCCUGGGGGGCCGGGACCCCGGUGGCCGGGGAGGUCACCCCCCCCCUCGGGCUACCUGCCCCUGCCCUAUGGUGGCCCCCCCCACGAGGAGCCGCCCCCCGCUUGCCUCUAUCAGGACCUGCAGCCCCCCCCCUGCACCCCCCCUGCACCCUUCCAGGGCCCAGCCCCGCAGGGACUGGGGGGGGCCGAGGGCUUCGCCGGACUCCUGGGUCCCCCGGACUGGGUGUCCGAUGGGGCGCGAUGCUACCAGGACCCCAACCGCUAUUUCAGGGGUGCCGAGUUGCCUUUCCCUGGGGUCCCCCCAUGGCCGGGAGGGGCCUUGGGGGAGACGGGGGGGGGCUGCGAGCUGAGCCCCCCCUGGGCAGAGAGCACGGCUCCCCCCGAGGCCCCACCAGCCCCCCCCAGCAGGGGCUGGGCCCCCCCCCUACCGAAGCCGCUUGGGGCUGGGGGGGGGCCCCCCACGGUACCGGCCGCCCCCCAUGUUGGACCCGGGGCGUGGGGGGCCGGGGCUGUUUGGGGGGCUGCUGGCAGGGGGCAGCCCCCCCAGGGCCGCCGACCCCCAGCACCUCUUGCCUCCGCAGAUCAACGUGGGCCCCGGCUUCCAGGCAGCCGUGCCGGCGGCAGCGGGGGGGGGGCUGCGGGCAGGACCCCCCCGGGGGGGCCACGCUGGCCUGGAGCCCCUGGCCCGGGCUGGAGGGGGACCCUGAGACUCAGCAGCAAGUGGAAACCUUGCUGGACCUGGCCUGCUCCAGUGCCCUUCCCGGGGGGGGCACCAACCGGGAGCUGGCCCUGCACUGCCUGGCCCGCGCCGACGGCAGCCUGACGGGUGCCCUGGAGCUGCUGCUGCUGGGGACGCCAGCCUGGCCGCGGGCAGACCCCUUAGCUGGGUACCACUACACCGGCAGCGACACCUGGACCCCCCGGGAGCGGCGGCUCUUCGCCAAGGCCCUGGCGCGGCAUGGGAAAGACUUUACACGCAUCCAGCAGGCGGUGCCCUCCAAACGGACGACGCAGUGCGUCGAGUUUUACUACCUGCACAAGUCGCGGCUGGGACGGGCGCGGAGGCAGAUGCCAUCCGAAGCCCUCGGCUCCCGCUUCCCCUGCAAGCUCUGCGGCAAAAUCUUCCCCAAGAUCAAGAGCCGCAAUGCCCACAUGAAGAUCCACCGGCAGCAGGAGGGCUGGGGGGGGUCCCAGUUCCUGCCCCCCCCGUGGCCCCCUGUCUCCCCUACCGUGGGGGGGGGGCACGCAGCAGCCCCUGGUGUGAGGCGCCCACCGCCCCCCCCGGAGCAGGAUGUCUCCCCCCAGACACGGACGAGGACGGAGCGGGAGAGUUUAUUGCGGAGAUGACACUCGGCCGGGGAGCCCCGUGGGAAAAGGGGGGGACCCCCACGGAAAGGGGGGACCCUGUCGAUAAAUAAAGUCCGAGCGUCCCCG